AUGUCGGAAAAUCCCCCCGCGCCGCUACUCGCGGUGACCCUCGUCUUCCGGUCCAAGCCCAAGUUCCUCGGUCUCCCGCACAUCCUGGACCAUGUCUCCACCAUCCUGGACACCUCAGUCGAGUUGCCUCUGUGGACUGCGAGCAAUAGCCAGAUUUUUGAGGAUAAUGAGCCCAAAAUGCCAGAAAAUCUAUGGACACUUCGCAAAUACAUCCGAGCGGACAAUCAGUACCGGCAAUUCCAGUUCCGACUGAGUAUGGGGGAGGCAGUGUCCCGCAAAGAUCUGGAAAUGGUCAAGUGGCUGUCGUCCAAGUUUCCCGAGUGUAAGAUUCCGUCGGAACUGGUGGUUGAAGCUUGUGAACAGGGGGCGAUGGAGAUUCUUCAGUUUUUCUACGACAACGAUCGUGAGGUUUUGGAGAGCAAGGGGUUGCAUGGAGUGGGUCACGGUGUUGAAUGGGGAGGUGAAUCCAUGGCGGCUGCGAUCUCGGCUCACCAUUGCUUGGUGGUUGCACCGCCACAUUCCAGACGCAGAGUUCGAUAUGAAGGCGGCAGUGGAGUCGGCUCUGGAAGCGGGGGAGAUGAUGGCUGUCCACUGGCUGGCGUGGAAUGGUGCGGAGUUUCCGAGUCUAAUGAAGAGGGGAAGCUCGAGGGAGCUGUGAAUCUGCUGGAGACUGCAGCGGAGAAUGGACACCUUGACAUUGUUCGCUGGCUGAUUGAGAAUGAUGAAGCCGGCGAGCUGACGGAGCUUGGUGGAGAGGGGAGAGUCUCGAUCCUCCCUGCAGCUAUCAACGGGCACGCUGAGGUGGCCAAGUUCCUCCGUGAUAAAGUUCAGCGACCGACCUCAUCUUUGGAUCGUGAACAGGAACUUGAGCUCCAGCUAGGCACGCACGAAGCGUUGGACGAGCAGUUCAUGUUGUGGCUUUAUGACGAGUACGGAGAUGACCCAUUCGUCGACGUGUUCGACUACGGCGACAAGUUCUAUGACAGACAGACAUCCGUCGACACAGUGGCGAUGGACGCAGCUGCAAACAACGGGCACCUCGACGUUCUCAAGUAUCUGCACGAGAUCGAAACGCUGGUCUAUGGCAAGCGCAAGAGCGAAGAGACGACGAAGCGAUCUCCGCCACGUGCACUGAAGGAGCGAUGGAUGGAGCUGCUGCGAACGGACACCUGGAUGUUAGUCCGAUGGCUGUCUGAGAACCGAAGUGAGGGGUGCACGAGUGCCGCUAUGGACGGCGCUGCAGGGAAUGGUCACCUCGAGGUGGUGCAGUGGCUUCACUCAAAUACGCAGGCUGGUUGUACGACAAUCGCAAUGGAUAGCGCGGCCCAGAAUGGGCACCUGAAAGUCGUGAAAUGGCUGCAUGAGCAUCGAUCUGAGGGGUGUACGGGGCACGCGAUGGAUAAAACAGCGGAGAAGGGAUUUCUGGAGGUUGUCAAGGAGGAAAGGUGA
Phytophthora sojae is the source of this 1449-nucleotide messenger RNA. RefSeq lists its product as hypothetical. The record is from RefSeq and is a predicted model, not a curated record. Bases 1 to 1449 code for a protein of 482 amino acids. The transcript has 3 exons. Lineage: Eukaryota; Oomycota; Peronosporomycetes; Peronosporales; Peronosporaceae.